This is a messenger RNA of Brenthis ino (lesser marbled fritillary), 1161 nucleotides long. The record is from the annotation of a GenBank genome assembly. NCBI's taxonomy places the organism in Eukaryota, Metazoa, Arthropoda, Insecta, Lepidoptera, Nymphalidae.
AUGAACAGUGUUUCCCGCCAGUCCGUCUUUAGCCGACUUGGACCUGGUGGGCUACUGUAUGCCGCAAACAAAAUAAUAGCGGUUGCUGCUGGCAAAGAUGAGGAACGUUGGCGUAGUAAGAACGAGGGGACCUUGUUCAAACGCUGGAAGCGCACAACUUCCUCUGUGGAGUCCAGCCCUCCUGUUCCUACGCCGACCACCCCAUCUUCGCAACCCUCCGAUUUGCUCAAAUUCUUAGCAAUUAAUGCAUUGGAGCUUUCAGCACCAGCAUCUGAUGCUUUGCUUAAAACACGUGCAUCAGAAUGGUUCCAGUUGUCUGGACAUCCAGGAUCUCUGGCACCUGCUGGCCCCGGUACUGUUUGGAAGAGGCGUGCCGCUGGCGAUCAUCCCAUGCAUAAUCCAGAGCGGGAUGCGUACGAGGCUCUCGCCGCCUGUCCCCAUAUGCGUUCCGCCAUACCUCGCUACUACAGAGAACUGGAGUAUGGUGGCGAGCAUUUCAUCGAAUUACAAGACUUAUUACAUGGAUUCCGCGAUCCCCACGUAAUGGAUAUUAAAAUGGGCACUCGCACUUUCCUAGAAGAUGAAGUUAGCAAUGCUCGUGCUAGAUCUGAUCUUUAUGAGAAAAUGGUUCGUUUAGACCCGAAUGCUCCCACCGAAGCGGAACAUGCUGCACGUGCUGUUACUAAGUUGCGUUACAUGCAGUUCCGUGAACAGUGUUCGUCGUCCGCCGAACAGGGUUUCCGUAUAGAAGCUGUGAAACUUCCCGGUCAACCACCACUCAAUGACCUCCAAAAAGUUCGUGAGCCUAAGCAAUUGGCUGCCGCAGUCGCACGAUUUCUUGGCAAUGAUGAUCGUGCUCGUCGCGCCAUUGCUGCUCGCCUCCGUGAAAUUAGAAGUAUGUUCGAAAAGUCAGAUUUUUUCCGAACUCAUGAAAUCGUUGGAAGCAGUAUAUUUAUUAUCUACGAUGAUGAGCGUGUCGGCGCUUGGCUUAUCGAUUUCGCUAAGACUCGACGCGUGCCAGAUGAUAUUAAAGUAACACAUAGACAACCGUGGCAACAGGGGAAUCACGAGGAGGGCUUCUUAUACGGAUUAGAUAGGCUUAUAAAUACGAUAGAAACUGCAAGAAUUUCUGAAGCAACUACAGAACCAGAUGUAUCACGU